AUGGCGCCCUCCGGCACCGUCGCCGAUCCUCCGCCAUCUUCAGCCACCGAUUCAUUCAAUUCCGGCGCAACAGCAGAGAAUGAUAUUCGGCCAUUUUUUGUUCUCCACAAGGCUUCGUCUGGGAAUCUCCAAGCGAAAUCAACCGGGACGGUAAAAAGCAAACGGAGGAUCGAAUCACCUUCACCUUCAAAAUUUGCUAAGAAAUCUGAGCCCGAAAGCGUGGAAGAGGAAGAUAACGAUUAUUUCUCAACGCUACGCUUGAAAGUUUUCGACACUGUUUGGUCGAAGAUCGAGAAGACAAUCGAAAAUGUUCUAAGAGACUCGAACUCCAAAGUAUUCAGUGGGAUUCAUGAUUGGAUACGGGAAUCAUUUGAAUCGAUCAGAUCAUCUGGAGCUUUGAGCUUAUCGGAAGCAGUUCGAUCUUAUCCUGUUUUAACUCAGGCUUCUUCCAAGCAAUUGUUUACUGCUUUAGUCCUCACCAGAAAUUUGGAAAUGGUUGAUGAUUUAUUGACAUUCGAAGAACUGCAUUUGCGCUUGAAGUCUCAAGGAUGCCACGUGGCUAAGCUUUCGUCCAUGGACUUCUCAGCGAAGAAUGGUGUAGGAGGUUGCCUUAGAGGUCUGUUACGCCAGUUUGUGAUGCCAACAAUAGAUGUGGCUGAUGUCACCAUCCUCGCAUCAUGGUACAGAGAAAACAAAAACCAUGAGAAUCCCGUGGUUAUAAUUGUGGAUGAUACAGAGAGAUGCUGUGGCUCUGUCCUGUCUGAUUUAAUUCUUAUAUUGAGUGAAUGGGCAAUCAAAGUUCCAAUUUUUAUAAUAAUGGGGGUGUCCACGGCACAUGAUGCGCCCAGAAAGAUACUAUCAAUGAACGCGCUGCAGAGACUUUGUGCUAGUAAGUUCACUCUGAGUUCUCCGGCCGAACGGAUGGAUGCAGUUCUUGAGGCUGUUUUCUUAAAGCCGUGUUCUGGGUUCACUGUUAGCCAUAAGGUGGCGCUUUUUAUGAGAAGUUACUUUUUGUGUCAAGAUGGAACAUUGACGUCGUUUGUUAGAACUCUCAAGAUAGCUUGUCUUCAGCAUUUCUCAUUAGAGCCUUUAAGCAUCAUGCUUGAGCACUUUUGUCAAGAUGAUAGUAAUCAGCUGUCAGAUGAAGGUACUGGACUGUUAACAGAGGCAACAAUGAAGCAUGCCUUUGACUUGCCAUCUGUGACGAGGAACAAAAUUACUCGGAGUACUUAUGAAAUGCUGCCCCAAUUUCUGUUGGACUUGCAAAGGAUGCCAAAUCCUUGGAGCAUAGUAGUUUUGUGCAUAUAUGAAGCUGGAAAGUUUGAUAAACUUCGUUUGCUGGACAUAUUCUGUGAGACACUUGACCCAGAAGCACGUUACUUGAAAUACUUUUCACCUUCAGCAACUGUCAACAGUCAGAGUCACAUUUCAGGACGUAAUAGUGUUAUAAGACAGCUUCUUCGCAAGCUUAGGGAUCUUUCACCUUCACAGUUGUCUAGCUUGUUGAAAAGUUGGGAAAAGCUCACUGCGGAGUUUAGUGAGAUCAAUGACAAAGUAAUGGAAUUGCAUCCGUUCAUGAGAUCCGUGGAGGCAGCUGGUCAGAGACAAGGACUUCCCAGCAGCCCAAAAAAGCAUGCAUCCCGGAGCCAUUCAAAGCUUGAAAAGGAGCUUAAAGCCAUGACUGAUAAGGUCGCCGCAGUCAUUGAAUUCAUGCUAAGGGAAUAUAUGAAGCCAGUUGAGAGUGUUCCUUUCAAUGAAAUUUUAUGUUUCAAGAAUGUCGAUAAACUUCAAUCUGCUUUACUUGGAGACCCGAGAGGCAGGAUCCAAUCAGAUCUACUGGAAUCUCACAGUAUCCUCCACUGUAUGUGCUGCAGUCAGAGAGGCACAACAACAUUAUUGCCUUCCAUGCAUGAUACAUCGAUUUUGUACACGCUGGCGCAAGAGCACGCUGAUGUUAUUAACCUCCAUGACUGGUAUCAAUCUUUUAAGACGAUACUUGUUCCCCGAAGCAGCAAAGCCAAACCAAAAUCAAAGACAGCUUCAAAAUCAAAGAAACGGAAGGAUAGAUGCGAAGAACCACCGGAACCACCUGCUGAAGCUUUAGUUCAAGCUCGAUUUUGCAGAGCUGUAAUGGAGCUUCAGAUAGCAGGACUUAUUCGCAUGCCUUCAAAAAGACGUCCAGAUUUUGUGCAAAGAGUGGCCUUUGGUUCCUAA
Molecule: messenger RNA, 2214 nt
Organism: Microthlaspi erraticum
Lineage: Eukaryota; Viridiplantae; Streptophyta; Magnoliopsida; Brassicales; Brassicaceae
Source: the annotation of a GenBank genome assembly